AUGUACGUUCGACGCACCCGUCGCACCCUCUUACGCCCAUCAAACUACCUCCCGCCGUCGCCCUACUGCCCGUCGCUCUCCCUAGCGCUCGUCGCACUCACUUCCGCCGUCGCCCUCCCUUCCGCCGUCACCUUCCCUUCCGCCCGUCGCACGCACUUCCGCCGUCGCCAUGCCUUCCGCCCGUCACCCUCCCUUCCGCCGUCGCCAUCCCUUCCGCCCGUCACCUUCCCUUCCGCCCGUCGCACGUACUUCCGCCGUCGCACGUACUUCCGCCGUCGCCCUCCCUUCCGCCGUCACCUUCCCUUCCGCCCGUCGCACUCACUUCCGCCGUCGCCAUGCCUUCCGCCCGUCACCCUCCCUUCCGCCGUCGCCAUCUCUUCCGCCCGUCACCCUCCCUUCCGCCGUCGCCAUCCCUCCCGCCCGUCACCUUCCCUUCCGCCCGUCGCACUCACUUCCGCCGUCGCCCUCCCUUCCGCCGUCACCUUCCCUUCCGCCCGUCGCACUCACUUCCGCCGUCGCCAUCCCUUCCGCCCGUCACCCUCCCUUCCGCCGUCGCCAUCCCUUUCGCCCGUUGCCCCCCUUUGUCUCGUCGCGCUCCCUGCUGCUCAUCGCCCUCCCUCCGGCUCGUCCCCUCGCAAUCCCCGUAUCUCUCUCCCCUCGUCGCCCUGGCUUUCCCGUCACUGCUUCCCCCGUGUCCCUUCUCUGCUUCCCCCCAUGUCCCCCCCCUUCCCUGCUUUCCCCCAUCCCCCUUUGUGCUUCCCCAUGUCCCUUUCCCUAAUUCCCCCCAUCCCCUUCCCUUCUUCCCCCCAUCCACUUCCGUUUUAUUCCCCCAUCCCCUUCCCUGCUUCCCCAUGUCCCCUUCCCUGCUUCCCCAUGUCCCUUUCGCUGAUUCCUUCAUCCCCUUCCCUUCUCCCCCCAUCCCCUUCCCUUAUAUUCCCCCAUGUCCCCUUCCCUGCUUCCCCAUGUCCCCUUCCCUGCUUCCCCAUGUCCCUUUCGCUGAUUCCCCCCAUCCCCUUCCCUUCUUCCCCCCAUCCCCUUCCCUUAUAUUCCCCCAUCCCCUUCCCUGCUUCCCCAUGUCCCCUUCCCUGCUUCCCCAUGUCCCUUUCCCUAAUUCCCCCAUCCCCUUCCCUUCUUCCCCCCAUCCCCUUCCCUCAUAUUCCCCCAUCCCCUUCCCUGCUUCCCCAUGUCCCCUUCCCUGCUUCCCCAUGUCCCCUUCCCUGCUUCCCCAUGUCCCUUUCCCUGAUUCCCCCCAUCCCCAUCCCUUCUUCCCCCCAUCCCCUUCCCUCAUAUUCCCCCAUCCCCUUCCCUGCUUCCCCAUGUCCCCUUCCCUGCUUCCCCAUGUCCCCUUCCCUGCUUCCCCAUGUCCCUAGAGCUGAUUCCCCCAUCCCCUUCCCUUCUCCCCCCAUCCCCUUCCCUUAUAUUCCCCCAUGUCCCCUUCCCUGCUUCCCCCCACGCCCUUCCAUGCUUCCCCCCAUCCCCUUCCCUGCUUCCCCCCAUGUCCCCGUCCCUGCUUCCCCCCACGCCCUUCCAUGCUUCCCCCUAUCCCCUUCCCUUUUCCCCCCCAUCCCCUUCCCUUAUAUUCCCCCAUCCCCUUCCCUUCCCUCCCAUGUCCCCUUCCCUGCUUCCCCCGUGUCCCUUCUCUGCUUCCCCCCAUGUCCCCGUCCCUGCUUCCCCCACACGCCCUUCCAUGCUUCCCCCCAUCCCCUUCCCUGCGUCCCCAUGUCCCAUUCCCUGCUUCACCCCAUCCCCAUUCCAGGUUCCCCCCAGCCCCUUCCCUGCUUUCCCCCAUCUUUCUCUGUGCUUCCCCAUGUCCCUUUCCCUGAUUCCCCCCAUCCCCAUCCCUUCUUCCCCCCAUCCCCUUCUGUUUUAUUCCCCCAUCCCCUUCCCUGCUUCCCCAUGUCCCCUUCCCUGCUUCCCCAUGUCCCUUUCGCUGAUUCCUUCAUCCCCUUCCCUUCUCCGCCCAUCCCCUUCCCUUAUAUUCCCCCAUGUUCCCUUCCCUGCUUCCCCAUGUCCCCUUCCCUGCUUCUCCAUGUCGUUUUCGCUGAUUCCCCCCAUCCCCUUCCCUUCUUCCCCCCAUUCCCUUCCCUUAUAUUCCCCCAUCCCCUUCCCUGCUUCCCCAUGUCCCUUUCCCCCAUCCCCUUCCCUUCUUCCCCCCAUCCCCUUCCCUUGUAUUCCCCCAUCCCCUUCCCUGCUUCCCCAUGUCUCCUUCCCUGCUUCCCCAUGUCCCCUUCCCUGCUUCCCCAUGUCCCUUUCCCUUCUUCCCCCCAUCCCCUUCCCUUAUAUUCCCCCAUCCCCUUCCCUGCUUCCCCUUGUCCCCUUCCCUGCUUCCCCAUGUCCCUUUCCCCCAUCCCCUUCCCUUCUUCCCCCCAUCCCCUUCCCUGCUUCCCCAUGUCCCCUUCCCUGCUUCCCCAUGUCCCUUUUGCUGAUUCCCCCAUCCCCUUCCCUUCUCCCCCCAUCCCUUUCCCUUAUAUUCCCCCAUGUCCCUUCCCUGCUUCCCCAUGUCCCCUUCCCUGCUUCCCCAUGUCCCUUUUGCUGAUUCCCUCAUCCCCUUCCCUUCUCUCCCCAUCCCCUUCCCUCAUAUUCCCCCAUGUCCCCUUCCCUGCUUCCCCAUAUCCCCUUCCCUGCUUCCCCAUGUCCCCUUCCCUGCUUCCCCAUGUCCCUUUUGCUGAUUCCCCCAUCCCCUUCCCUUCUCCCCCCAUCCCCUUCCCUUAUAUUCCCCCAUGUCCCCUUCCCUGCUUCCCCAUAUCCCCUUCCCUGCUUCCCCAUGUCCCCUUCCCUGCUUCCCCAUGUCCCUUUCCCUGA
Molecule: messenger RNA, 2802 nt
Organism: Closterium sp. NIES-65
Lineage: Eukaryota; Viridiplantae; Streptophyta; Zygnematophyceae; Desmidiales; Closteriaceae
Source: the annotation of a GenBank genome assembly